Messenger RNA from Mya arenaria, 1304 nucleotides. RefSeq lists its product as uncharacterized. The record is from RefSeq and is a predicted model, not a curated record. Gene Ontology annotation, cellular component: plasma membrane. Gene Ontology annotation, molecular function: GTPase activity; calcium channel regulator activity; GTP binding. Lineage: Eukaryota; Metazoa; Mollusca; Bivalvia; Myida; Myidae. Bases 1 to 1224 code for a protein of 407 amino acids. The transcript is spliced from 5 exons.
AUGAAUUCAGAUAAAGUUAAACAAAAAUUCAGUGUGCCUAAAAUAUGCCACGAGGUUUCAUAUGACGUCAAAACAGACCACGAGGAGCCAACAGUUGUAGACAGAAACCAUCUAUUUCAACAAAAAAUGGAAUUACGAGAAUCUGAAAAUGUUGCUCAAAAUCACUCCAAUUUAAAUCCAACAACACACCAUGGACGUUCAAGCUCAUUCAGAAACCGACCUCGACCAAAAUUGUUAAAUGUUGAUGUUGACCGACCAAGACGAAGCAGUUUACCAUCAAUUGCGAGGAAUUUUCUCUCAGUAUCUUUCGACGAUAUUCAUAAAGAGGAGGAACCAUCUGACCAACGAAGAGUGCGGUCAUUUAAAACAACAUCGAAGGGGGGCAUUGUGAACAGGGGGGACUCUUUUAAACGGAGCUCUAAUAGUAUUCACUCAACCGGGAGUGCAAUGCAUAGCGAACAUGGGGGAACUAGAUCACACAACAACAGCACGCAUACAAUCAACAGCAAGCAGUCCCGAUAUAUAGGAACUUUGGACAGUAUGGGAUCAUCUAUGGAAACAGUUAUUCAUAAAGUUGCCAUGGUUGGGGAUAAAGGGGUAGGAAAAAGAUCUUUGACGAAUCAGUUCAUGACGUCAGAGUUCAUUGCAUUUGAUGCUGAAAACGACAUGAAUGACGAAGAAACAGACAGUUUAGUGACUGUGCUGUUAAACUCAGAAGAGUCAACACUAGAAAUUGAUGACCGGCCAUUUGAUUUACAGGAGAUGUCCAGUCGAUCUGUUGACGCCUUUGCAGUGGUCUAUUCGGUCACAGACCGGUCGAGUUAUCAGGCGGCUGUUGACAUUAUGUACCACGUUCGCCAUCAACUUCUAAUAAAAGACAAACCAGCCAUUCUCAUCGCCAACAAGAUCGAUCUUGUAAGAAAACGAAAGGUCACGAGGGAAGAGGGAAGAUCCGUGGCCAAGCAGUACAACUCUAAAUACUGGGAAACAUCCGCUGCUCUAAAUCACCACGUUGAUGAACUCCUGGUUGGAAUACUGAGUCAAAUCCGCCUAUACAAGACCCCGGGACUACCAAUAGAUCCUCCAAACUUUGAUGUUAAGCCUUGUCAAAACAAGCAUGCCAAAUGUUUCAUACCUGUUCCAAAACGUUUGCUAAAUUUCAUAUUUUGUAAAAAUCCGAUGCCAACCGCUCGACAUGAGUGUGAAGAUCUCUUUACGUCAUAGUUUUUUUUUUUCAAUUUGUUGUUUUAACAAAAAUAAUGUUUUUUUUUUCAAUACUGCUUUGAUUAUUUUUACAUACAUUG